AUGGUGUCCUUCAAGUCACUUCUCGUCACCGCCACCUUGGCUGCUGUCUCGAUAGCUAAGGACUACUACAUCGACCCCGAUAGUGUUCCUUUGUCAACAAGACAGAACUGGUGCAACUCGGAGACGUCGACGUGCCCCCUCAUCUGCCAGCAGACUACCAGCAAACCGACCCUGGUCAACGAGUGCAAUCCUAAAACGUUGAGCUAUGGCUGUCUCUGCGGUGACAACAAGCAGCCUAAUGUGUCCGAAUACACCCUGACGCUGCCCUUCUUCAUCUGCCAAGAAUACGUCGUCCAGUGCCGAACCAACUGCGGAUCAGACAACACGUGUGCUUCUAACUGUGCCGAGGAGAACCCUUGCGGUGCCACUGAUCCCAAGCGGUACAACGCGACGUCCACUGCUACGACGACAUCCGCCGAGGCCACCUCUACCACGGCAGGCCCCGACACCAUCUUCACCGGUACCCCCGGCGGAGGAAGCAGCAGCAGCAGCGGCAAGGGCAAGUCGAUGGCAGCCCCCGUGGUUGAGGUUGGACGAGCCUACGGACUGGCUGUUCUCUUCGGCAGCAUGUUUGUUGGAUUUGCUAUGCUGUAA
Messenger RNA from Trichoderma citrinoviride, 594 nucleotides. RefSeq lists its product as hypothetical. Bases 1 to 594 code for a protein of 197 amino acids. The record is from RefSeq and is a predicted model, not a curated record. NCBI's taxonomy places the organism in Eukaryota, Fungi, Ascomycota, Sordariomycetes, Hypocreales, Hypocreaceae. The transcript is spliced from 3 exons.